Messenger RNA from Strigops habroptila (Kakapo), 1190 nucleotides. RefSeq lists its product as uncharacterized. The transcript is spliced from 8 exons. NCBI's taxonomy places the organism in Eukaryota, Metazoa, Chordata, Aves, Psittaciformes, Psittacidae. Gene Ontology annotation, molecular function: protein binding. The record is from RefSeq and is a predicted model, not a curated record. Bases 36 to 1190 code for a protein of 384 amino acids.
GAGAUUUCAGUCCUCCCUGGGGGCUUCACGCUAGCAUGGCCCUACAGUUGCUGGCUCUGAGGAUUCUCUUGGUCCUUGUACCUCUGCUGGCAGCACAGGGCCUGGAAGAAAAUAAUCACAUCGUCAAACUACUGCCCAAGAAAAUAGAAACGUGCCAAAGGCCCCAGUUGGCACCAGAUCAGGACAAUUACAAGAAGAACGAAGAAAUGGUGCUGAGUUGUCCUGAGGGUUUGCAGCCAUCCUUCACCCAUGCCAGAUGUUGGAGGGAAUUCCAGUCCAACAGCAAUGAGAAAUCUGAAUACAGAGAAGUUUGGCUUGGAAAGGACAGCAGAGGCCAAUGGAAGCACAUUUGGUCCAAAGUGGAGUGCAUUGAGGUGCUCCAGGUUGACCCCGGGACCCUGGAGGUUUCCAGCACCAGCAUCCAAGUGAACUGGACCUGCCGGGCGCCUGAGGCGUGCUCGCGCAUGCGGGCCACGUGCCGGCUGGCAGGGCCUUCCUCCCCUCCGUGUGAGGCUGAGGAGGUGCCGGGAGAGGAGAUGCUCCAUGGCCAGGAGGGGACAUUCUCCUGUCCCGCUCUGCAGCCCUUCACUGAAUACAGUGUCACCAUCUCCCUGCCGCCCAGCACCAUCCUGUUCACAUGGCUCUUAAGGAGAAAGGAAAUGGUGCCGGACAAGCCAGAGCAGCUGUGGCUGGAUCCCAGCACGGGGUCCCUCAGCUGGGAGCCGCUGCCCUCCUGCAAAGGGGAGAUCAUCGGGUACCAGCUGAGCAUCACGGCCAGGAGAGCACACGAUGGCAGCGUCCUUGAAUCCAUGCGGGUGCUGCUGGACCGGUCUGUCGCUCGGCACACACCAACUCAUCGGUCUCCUGCAAGCAAAUCCACGGUGUCAGAGUGGGGUCUCGCACGGCUGGUGCUGGGGCUGCCUCGCUGCUGGAGUUUCAACCCACGUCUUGGGGAUCCUGUGGUUCGUGCUGUCCCGAAGCAUCCCUCACGCUGCUUCUGCCGUGUCAUCCUCCCAGAGCUCCGGCCCUAUGAGAACUUCAGUCAUUACUGCAUGAUCAAGGAGAUGCUUCCACCAGAGGAAGAUGCAGGUAAAGGUGUCCAGGCUGGAGAGCUCUUGCCCCAGUCCCUGCCUGUCCUGGAGUCCUCAGGAAGCAGUGAGAAAAGUGAGGAUGAGGACAAGAUGUGGUAG